AUGGCUCUUCCGGCGGAUCUUGCAGCGCGCUCAGCGCUGUCAAGGAUCUGCACGCGUUGCUCCAUCUCGCUCAGGAGAGAGGGCUUGAUUUCCAAUGGGUCCUCCCUCGCUUUCCAACUGCAACGACGCAAACUGGGCUCCCGAACAAAACAAGUCCGACAUGACCAGCAACACAUUCCAAGCCUUGCCGCGAGACACUUUUCGUCCAGUGUUGUCCGGGCUGGGUUCCGUCCGAGCAACUCUCUCCAGAACGAGUCAAAACGAGUUCUAGCCCCAGACGAUCUGUUCCAUUCCUUCACCAACUCUCCGAUCCCCGAGAUCCGGCGGCGCGCUGCCCUCAUGAGACAGCAUGCUCCGUGUCCACACCCCGAUCACCGGCCUGGCGGGCCCAUGGCCCCAGCUCAUGUCGACUUUGAAUGUCCGGACUGUGGCAUCCCCGUGUAUUGCAGCAAGGAGCAUUGGGCAGACGAUUACGAGGCGCAUCUGGAGAUCUGCGACACCCUGCGGCAAAUCAACGAGGACGACCACGACCUCCGGUCAGGUCGCUUCUUCCCCGAGUUCGAGUAUGCCGGGCCGCAGCUGGAGGAGGCAAUGGUCAACAUGUCCAAUUGGGACACCUUCUUGUAUACGCGCGAGUUCAAUGCCAUUAAUGCCGAUCGCAGCAUGAGGCAAGUGACGCGGCUUCUGACGUACCCCAUCACCAUCGGCAGCGUCCUCCAUGAGCUCAGUCCGUAUAACAUCAAGGCUGGUGGGAGGCUUACAGCCGAGGGACUAAAAAGCUUCAGCGCGCUCCGUUAUACCCUCCAUCCUCCAAAAAGAGGCGUAGGUACGGAUAUCAAGAGCCUCCGGGUAUCACCACCACCUGUGCGCGUGUUCGUUCUUGGUGCGCGGGCUGAAUCAUCGCUUCCCCGAGACGCGUGGAUUCAGUUGGCCCAUCUCUUCCCCAGAGCGAAGAUUCACCUUAUCCUUAUCGGCCCCGAGGCCAUGGUCAACAGAGACAACGAGUUUCCCCUGCCGCCGCGCACUCCCCAGAAUCCGUUUGGCGCCAUUGUAGAGGACCGCGUGUGGCAUACGAUGAAGAUCAGCACCAUUGUCGACUAUUAUCACACCAUCCACAAGACGGGGUACUUUUACCCCUAUGACCCAUACUUUGACUGCUUCGUUCUGUUCCACCCGGGGCUGGGUCACCCGGCCAGCUCACACGAGUGGGAGGAGACGCUUCCUAUGCUUCUCGAGACCAAAGUGCCCAUUCUCGCGACGGGCUACACCCAGACCGACAUGGAGCGCGACGUUGAAUGGGUCCGCAAGACGACAGGCGGAGAAUUUGAUAUGCUGCUUGAACCAGGCGAGAACAUAUUCCGCAGCCUCCGGUGGGAUUUGUACGAUAUGGACCCCCAGGACAUCAGCGCUGGCAACUGGGGCCUCUGGGCGUUCCGAGGCAAGAGGUACGAGGCCACUCAUAAAUCAUCCGAAUAG
Messenger RNA from Canariomyces notabilis, 1476 nucleotides. RefSeq lists its product as uncharacterized. NCBI's taxonomy places the organism in Eukaryota, Fungi, Ascomycota, Sordariomycetes, Sordariales, Chaetomiaceae. The transcript is spliced from 3 exons. Bases 1 to 1476 code for a protein of 491 amino acids. The record is from RefSeq and is a predicted model, not a curated record. Gene Ontology annotation, biological process: mitochondrial respiratory chain complex IV assembly.